Brugia malayi is the source of this 951-nucleotide messenger RNA. RefSeq lists its product as uncharacterized. NCBI's taxonomy places the organism in Eukaryota, Metazoa, Nematoda, Chromadorea, Rhabditida, Onchocercidae. The coding region runs from base 1 to 951 and encodes 316 amino acids. The record is from RefSeq and is a predicted model, not a curated record. Gene Ontology annotation, biological process: G protein-coupled receptor signaling pathway. Gene Ontology annotation, molecular function: G protein-coupled receptor activity. The transcript has 7 exons.
AUGAUACUACAAUUUUCAGUUUACAUCGCAGGAGGACUUGUAGUUUUUGCGCUCAACAUAUUUUAUUUUGCUGCAAUCGUUCGAACAAAGAUAAAUCGUGAAAGAUACGGCCUCACAGGAAUGGAGUUUUUCGCGGAUGGUUUAAUGGGAUUUGCAAUAACAUUAGCUGGUGCGACACGUAACGCGCAAAUUUUUCUAGGAAAUCAAAAUGGUACAGUUUCAAGAAUAAUUUGUGUGAUUAUGCCGCAUAAUGUUAUUUUGGCCUGGACAGAGCCGAUGACCGCUAUAUCAAUGCUUGUAGUUAGUAUUGACCGGUUAAUUUCAAUCGUCAAACCUAUUUUGUAUUAUAAAAAAAUGUUGAAUAUUCAGCAUUAUUUGAUAGCUGGCAGCAAUCUAUCAAUCCUUUUAUUGAUAUCUGCAAGUGUACUUUGCUCAUAUCUAAAUAAUGUCAAAGUGCAUUCUUUCUGCUGGACACCAAAUAGCCGAUGUCCAAUAUUCAAUCGAAUAUUCUAUGGCACACGCAUUAGUGCAGCUACUGGAAGUGUUAUACUUUACAUUGUCACUUUAUUUAUGGUGCGACGAUAUAGCAAAAGGAUAAAAGAACAACAGAAUUCCGAAUCAGUUAAGAUAAACAAGCGUCAAUUAAACUUUACAAAAACCGUAGGUUUGUCGUGUUUUGCGACUGCUGGCCUAUAUGUUUUGCCUAUGAUUAUCGCAUUCUACGAAACGAGUGAUGAAAUCAUACCAAAUUCUGUUUACUCAGUAAUUGUUAUCAUUUCAUUUUUAAAUUCUUUUUCCAAAACAAUUAUUGUUGGCUGUCGUUCACAUGAAAUUCGGGAAGCGGUUAUAGAUCUGAUGCCGGGCGCAUUUCGUAUAUUUGGAAUACAUAAAGCACAAACUGCGAAAGUGAUCGAAUUCAAGACUCGACAACACUGUACAACUGCAUGUUAG